This is a messenger RNA of Chenopodium quinoa (quinoa), 1597 nucleotides long. RefSeq names its product ycf20-like protein. The record is from RefSeq and is a predicted model, not a curated record. The transcript is spliced from 4 exons. NCBI's taxonomy places the organism in Eukaryota, Viridiplantae, Streptophyta, Magnoliopsida, Caryophyllales, Amaranthaceae. The coding region runs from base 388 to 1026 and encodes 212 amino acids.
GAAAAGAAUACCUUGUAUUGAAUGGAUUUCAGGGUAAUUAAUUGAAUCCUCCUCUUUAUUGAACCAAACAAAGCCUUUUGCUGAAGCUUCCCAAUUCACAUUUCUCCUCACAAUCCCCAUCAUUAGUGGCUGGUCUACUCACUCUUCAAUCCUCACUACCAGUCUCUCUCUUCUCCACCAUCAUCGCCGCCGCUAAUUUCGUUUCCUCCGUCGUUAACUCCGCCCCUUUUUUUUUCUCUAUCUUGCUACAUUCUCAAUUCAGUUUCCCUUGAAGAAAAUUAUAUGGGUUUUGCCAAUUAGAUGAUCAAAACUACUUUUCUGAGCCUUAAAUCGAAUUGGGUUUCAUGAUUUUUCGAUUGAGUGGAUGGUGAAUUGCGCGGGUUCUCCAUGAUACUCACAUUUGGAACUAGCUUCCACCAAUGUUCGAUGAAUGUGAUUCCGACGUCCACAAAGAUUUCAAACUUAAGGUUUUCGAUCAGAAUCCUUGUUGCUUCACUUCAGAAAGUGGCAUUAUCCCAUGGAAAUGGGGGUCAUUUUGGACUAUCUUUUGUACAAGUAAAGGAGCUCAGUAAAAUUGGUGGUUGCAAGAGAAUGGACUGGUCCAUUAAGAGCAGUGCAGAUGGCAAAGGAUUGGAUCCUCUCACUGGCAGUGGUGAUGGAAGAACUCGAUUACUUAAAACAAUUCAGAGUCUUCAGAUUAAAUUAAAUGCAAGAAUUCGAGAUUUCCGGAAAGAUCUUCCUAAAAAGUUUCUUUUUUUCUUGGUGGGUUUCUAUUGCGCAACUGCUUUUGCUACAGUAAUUGGGCAAACAGGUGAUUGGGACAUAAUGUCUGCUGCCGUGGCUGUUGCUGUGGUGGAGGGUAUUGGGGCUCUUAUGUACAAAGCUUCUGUACCUUUGCUUGACAGGAGCAGGAACCUUAUAGUUCUUUUUAAUUACUGGAAAGCUGGCCUUACAUUGGGUCUUUUCUUGGAUUCAUUCAAGUAUGAAAUAAGUUGGGAAUGCUUGUUCUUGUAUUUGCCAUGCUAGACUUCCUACAUGUUAAUUACUUUUGAGCCUUAUUUUCAGGUAUUAAGGUAUUACGUGUCAACUCUUUUUGAAGAUAGGAACUUGAAUUACUAUGAAAUGAAGCAGUUUAAGACGUAGCCAGAAUGUACAUUGGUGUUCACAAAAGGGUUUUUAUGGAGUUGUUCUAGAGAAGCUUUAUUCGGAAGAGAAAUGUAUGUCAUUUACUCAAUUGCUACUUAUGAAGAAUAUAGUGGGUUCACAUACAAUUAUACAGCACCUUUUUUUUUCCUUCAUCGAGGCUUGUAAUAUACUGUUGCAAGAUGCUAAGCUUAGCAUGAAAUGCUGAAACAAAGGUUGCUAACAGGCAUGUAUAGAAAGGGCAAAAUCAUGUUGCAAAUUAUUUGCCAUGCCUUCUGAUUGUUAGGUGAUGACUAGGAUGUUUAUAUGCUUGUUUCUUUUUUUGUGUAAAAAUGAAUUCAAAUUUCUAGGUAUCUUAGAAUAUUUAAAAUAUACACUGUAAAUUUAUUUAUACAUAUUUGAAAUUCAAAGUUGCAAUUGAAAAUUUAACGCUCUAAAUUUCAAAGUUGUCUAU